Molecule: messenger RNA, 2277 nt
Organism: Closterium sp. Naga37s-1
Lineage: Eukaryota; Viridiplantae; Streptophyta; Zygnematophyceae; Desmidiales; Closteriaceae
Source: the annotation of a GenBank genome assembly
AUGGCUUUCUCGUGCUGUGGCGCCUCCCCUCCGCGGUGUCUGCUCGUGCCGCUCCUGCUCCUCUCCCUCGGCGUCUUGCGGAUCCACGCGCGCCACGGCCCCGAGAUAGCCGUUGCGGACGCUCAGCCGCGUUCCCGCAGCAUUCGCGGCGGGGAUGCCGCAAAUCCCCACCAGCAGUUCGACUCGCAAUCACCCGAGGUAGUAGUACUGCCGCAGUACACCACCGGCGCGGAGAGCGACGGCGCGGAGUCGAUUGCGGAGUGGAAGCGACGAUCAGCGGAAGCGGGCGCGCACUUCUUCCCCCUGCAGCGCGCGGAAGACGCCCCCAGCAGGGACGAGCUGCACCGCCGGAUUCUCUUCGGAGAGGGGUAUUAUCUGCCAAUGGUGAACUACGACAGCACGCUGCUCUCAACGGCCAACGGCACAAUGGGCAACACCAUGGUCAACUACAGCACCACCAUCGACGACAACCAGAUCCGCCUCCCGUAUGCGCCGCGCCGCACCGUGCUCCUCUCGCCGCAUCUCGAUCGCUGCAUUAGCCUCGCUGCACCCCUUCGACCUCCCUCCUCUGUGACCUUUCGUCCCUUUCUGCCCUUCCUCCCCUCACCCCCCUUCCCCACCCACCGUCGCUCGUGUGCCCCCACCAGCGUAUAUCCGUACUACGUGGCGCUCAAGCUGGGGUCGAGGAAGCAGGUGUUCAGCAUGGCGCUCAACCUCGUUGUCCCCGACACCUUCGUCCCCUGCGACUGCCUGCACUGCGGCUCCAUGCGCAAGGGGUGUACCCCCUUCUGCUUACUCCCUUCUGCUUACUCCCUUCUGCUUACUCCCUUCUGCUUACUCCCUUCUGCUUACACUCUCUUGAAGGCCGACCGAAGCCCGCCUCACCUAAUGACUACAGCAAGCCGUUCCCCUCUAGCCUCGUCUCACGUUUCCCUCCUUCCCUUCCCCUGCCCCCCUCCCCCUCUCCCUCUCCCUCUCCCUCUCCCUCUCCCUCUCCCUCUCCCUCUCCCUCUCCCUCCCCCUCUCCCUCUCCCUCCCCCUCGUCUCGCCGCGCAGACCACGAACAGCAAGCCCUUCAGCACGCUCUCCUCCACAACCCUCAAGUACAUCUCCUGCAGCGACCAGCGCUGCCAGGUGGGCGCCGGUUUCUAUGGCUGCAACACGGAGGGGCUCCCCAACUACAUCAACAUCACGGGCCUGCUGCCUGGGGACGACGCUCUCUGCGUGUACGAUGCAAACGAUGGAGUCUACGACUACUACGAAGCUGAUGCUGAUGCGGAAUCGUACAUUCGGACGGUGGGGCAUGUGGUGGAGGACACUGUCUACCUCACUGCACCUGAUGGUACCGAAGCCAACAGAUCCAUCAUUUUUGGCUGUGGAGUGAACCAGCAAGGCUACUGGGGCAUGCAGGGGUGGCAGUACGGCUCGUGGGCAGCAGGAGGCGUGCUGGGGCUGGGGUUGAGCAGCCCCUUCCUCUGGCAGCUCACUGGCCUCAAUGACCCAAACUCCUUCGCCGUGUGUCUGGAAGAGCCCACGCUGUCGAACAAGACGGGGGGGGAUGGCAAGGUGCCGCUGCAGACAGGCAGCAGCCAUCUCACCAUCGGAGCCACCGGCCUCCCUGCCGGCGCCAGCUACGCCACCAUGGCCAGUGAGGCGUGGGCCGGCAUGCAGUACAGCCACAUCACACUCACCACGCCCAAGCGCGCCCUCAACAUCACAGACGACCCGGACUACAUAGACACCACCGCCACACCCUACGUGCCUGAGGGCUUUCCUAAGAACGCCACGCCGGGCUUCUUGUUCAUGCCCGAGUCCUUCGUGCAUCUCCUGCGCUACCCUCUCUUCAUGACCCUUAUCCAAGGGCUCCGAGACAUGACAGGGCACACCAUUUCCACGCCGACAGAUACUGUUUAUCGGCUUCCAUGCUUCAGCAACAAGAACAAGGCGGAUGAUCCGUUCACCACCUUCCCCACCAUUGACAUUGCUUUCCUCUCGCCAGACAACACCACCUCCCACUUCUAUCUCAAGCCGCGCGAGUACCUCACGAAUCCGGGGCUGCUCGGCAAGUAUCUCUUUAUCGACCAGACCAACGGGAUUGGAGGAUGGAUGGAUUCCCCUCACUGUGGAACCGAGCCUCUGCUGCCGCCACCCUCCCCUCCACCACCCUCGCCUGUUUCCAAAGGGGCCACCCAUUCCCUCUCCUCGCUGCCAGCACCACUCUCAGCUGCCUUUGUCCUUGCCACCUCCGCCGCCCUGCUUGCUCUCACUCUCCUCUAG